UCUGAACAAGAUUCAAGUGCUUGCAGGGGUAUAGUGGAGUUGUCCUUUGAGUGUGUGAAGUGAUGGUACUUGAGGAAUGACAAAUUCAGAAGGCUUGGGUUGCAAGGUGGUUUGCCUACACUAUCUUUGGAGAAGCAAUUGAAAGCGUGAAAACACCUCUGGUGUUAUCGGAUGUCCUGAGCCACUGCUGAGUGGCUGUUUCCAGCUGAGAACCUGCCACUGCUGGGCCAGGACUCUGCUGUCUGGAGUGGAGGUGGGUCUGGGCUUGGCUUCCAACAAGAAAACUCUCUUCCUUCAGAUAAGGGACAAUAACCCAGUGCACCCAGCUUGCUUGCAUACAAAACAGAACUGAUGGUAGUUAUCCUGUGAGAUUUCAAGCAAAGUAAGUGCCCUCAGGUGGUCAUGCACAACAUCUCAUCUAAGGAUAGUUUUAGCCUUAAACUCUCUAAUGUGAUGCUCGAAAAGCAUCUGGCUUCACCCUCAGUAUCCCGCUGGAUUUCUUAUUCGCUAACAUUUCAAAGAAUGUAAUUUUUAAUACAGGUGCCUGAUUUUUAUCUGUCAAAUAUCCUUGAGGGCUUUUACAGCCACAAAAAGUGAGCAUCAGUCUUGGCCUAUCGCUGAGGAAGGCCAUUGUGCUCUCGUGUAUUUCCAGUUCUUGUGUAUUUCCAGUUUAUUUUUGGACAAGAAGUUUCCCAGUGUUGGUAAGUUAAUACCUUCUGUGACCCAUUAGUACUGUAAGCUCUUGUUAGAAUAGGUACUGAAAGAAGACAAGAAGAAAGAAUGUACUGCUGAGGGAGGAUGUAGCUAUACUAAAAUGGGUAGCAGCGUGAGCAGAGGUUCCUGUCCUGAGCUGUUUUGCUGAAUGGUAUUCAUCUGCAGGCAAACUGAGCCAGUGCAACUCAGCCUGCCUAUUUAAAUGGCUGACUCUGCACAAAGCAAACAAGAAAAUUAGUGUAUAAGCUGCACCUAACUUCUGGUACAAUCCACUGGGAGAUGAUUUAACUUGCCGCCUUGCAUCUCGCUAGAUGCAAAUUUUGCACACUGUAUGAUCUAGGACAAAACCACCCACAACUCCUUCUCUAUAUUCUAUCUCAGGCAUUAAAUGGUCCUUGCCUUGUUAGGACUUUCAGAGUGCUCUUCCAUGACCAUCUCUGUCAUUCUUCCUGGCUGCUCAGUUUCUGUGCUAUGAGUCAAUGUUAGCCCUAUAGCUUUCUGUCUGUCAACACUUUAUCCGAAGCUUAAUACUAGAACAUCUCCAUCUCAGUUAUUAUUGAGGCUAUUGGAGGGGGCCGGUGCCUGGUCUAGCAAAGGUGCGGGAAAGCAAGAUGAGACCUAAGAUUUGUCAGAGAAGCAAAUGCACUAUUAAUGCUGGUGAAGAUGUUGUGCUGAAACAGCUGAAGAAUGAGCAUCUUGUAGCAAUAGGAACCUGUGCCUGGCCUGAAAGGGAAAAGUAAGAUAGAGAUCCAGUUGAAAACGGGCUUAUUACAAGUGCUGUAAGAGGCAGGACAAGCAACUCCCACCAUCUGUAUUUCAAAAGGUAAAACUUGACAGGAUGAAGGAAAAAAAACAACCCUACUUCUGGGUGUGAGAGGUUGUUUUGAUUGCAGCUUACGAAAGGAGCGAGUGUGUUGGUUGGAGGAACGUUUGUGUAAGCUGCUUUAGGUGUCCCGUGUAAGCCCUGUAUUUUGCUGCUCUGUGGAUGCAGAUGAAGGCGGGCGAGAGAAAAGAUGUGGUUUAGCAUUGAAUGCUUGUAGCGAGAAGAAAUUGCUAGGCUUUGUAACUGCUGCAUAAGCAUUGGAUGAGAGGGUACGUUUAGGGCAGGGCUGUGUGCUUUCCCAGCCUGCUGAAGCUGCAAGCUCUGUGCUGUGCCCGGGUGCUAAAGCCCGUGGGGUACGCUACCUUGAAGUGGGUGCUAUCCUGGCACGGUUUUGCAAGUUCUGCAGAACGGCGGGUUCGCGCCAGGCGCGGCCUGGGUGUGAUCGGAGCCCAGGUCUGCCUGCGGCCCGUUCUCUUCGGGACGCGUGAGAUGACUGGAGCGGGUCCCGGGUGCGUGGGACUGAUCUCCUGUGCCCACAGACUAAAGCGACGAUGCUCCGCGUGGGUGCGUGUGCCGGGUGAGAACCUGACCUGCCUCUCGUUCGGUGAGCGACGGCCUCCCGGGCGCUGAAGCGAGGUCCUCCCCGCCUGACAGAGGCCCGCCGGUUAGAGCGGUGGGGGCCAGACCCCGAGGCCGCCAGCCUCUCGGCUGGGUUUAGGAGCCAUGCGGCCCCCUCCCUCCUUCCCGCCGCCCUUGCCGUCCCUCCUCCUCGCCAGCAGGUGCCCCUCGGCCGCCGCCGCUUCCUCUUCCCGGGCGGCGGAGGUAGGCCGGGCCGGGCCGGCCCCAGCAGCCGCGUCCCUCCAGGAUGCUGUUCGCUCUGCCUCUGCGGGUAGCCUGCAGUCUGCUUGCCUGGCUCUCUCUCUAUGCUUGGUUCUGCCAUCGCUACAAGCACCGGAAUUAUGAAUGGAGCUGCAGGCUGGUCACGCUGACCCAUGGCAUCCUUGCUACCUGUCUCUCUGCUUACAUUGGCUUUAUUGAUGGUCCCUGGCCUUUGAGUCACCCAGGAUCACCAAACACAACUCUUCAGGUACAUGUGCUGUGCCUUAGCUUGGGCUACUUCCUCUUCGACCUUUGCUGGUGUGUGUACUUCCAGGCAGAGGGUGCCCUGAUGCUGGCCCACCAUCUGGUGAGCAUCUUGGGCAUCACAGCAUCGUUGGCACUCGGGGAGUCAGCUGCGGAGGUCAAUGCCGUCAUCUUUGGUAGUGAGAUCACUAACCCGCUGCUGCAGGCCCGCUGGUUCCUGAAGGAGAUGGGAUGUUACCACAGUUUCACAGGCGAUGUGGUGGAUUUCUUCUUCGUGGUCCUCUUUACUGGGGUGCGGAUUGGAGUGGGGGCCUGGCUGAUGUACUGUGAGCUUGCUUCUCCCAAGCCCAGGUGGUACAUUAAGCUGGGUGGUGUCAUCAUGUAUGCUGUCUCCUGGGUUUUCAUGGUCAGCAUCUGUCGCUUCGCUAGGAGGAAGAGCAUGAAGAAGUACCGUGCUUGGAGGAGUCGGAGGAGUGAUGAGUUACACUUGAAAACUAAUGGACAUCUGAGAAACCACUGACUGGAUGCUGAGUAAAGACUUCCUCGAGUUCACAAUCUGGCAAGAAGGGGAUCGUGCCUGAAAUGCCACUGUCGGGAGAGGAGCCAACACACGUUAGCAAUUCUGGAGCCAGGUUUAUCCCUGGCAUAACUCCACUGAAAUCCAUGGAGCUAUGCCAUGGAUUCAUUGGACCUGCAGUGUUUGGCCUGGCAGAGGCUGGCUCAGUGUGUACGUAAGCAUACGCUAAAUGAUAUGAGUGAAAGAAGGGCUAAUUUUACAGACUAAACUUAACUCGUCCAGCAGUGCAGGUGUAAAUAGCAAUGUUAGUAGCUAACUCCUUCAGCACUGGUAGAAUCUUGGAAGAGAGGAGAAAAUAACAAUAGAGCUUCAUGUUCAGUGUCCUGUACCGUCUAGACAGCUAGAGUGACUCUUCAUACUGCUAGGAAGAAGCAUGUUCUAGUGUUUCAUUGGAAUUGGGAUUCCUGGCUCUUCCACCAACUCGUUAUGUGACCUUGGGCAAGUCAUGUAACUCUAACUCUGUGCCUAAUUUCCCCAUCUGUGAAUUGGGGGUGAUGGAGCUGAUCCAUCUGUGUUAUGCACUUUCAGAUCUUUACUUGAGAGGUGCUAUAUAAAUGCAAAAUGGUGGUUGUUAUCUGCACUUUGUUCAUUAUCCCUGUGUUUCCUUUGGGAGAAACGAUUUUGGUGGUUGAGCUAGAGUGUGACUCUAGAAAGAACAGGUUUUUUAGGUAGGUUAUUGUUUCCUGUCCUUGCUAAUUCCUUUUAAUAACUUAUUUAAUAACAUAUUGAUAACUUGGUUUUCAGUAGUGUCCAGAAGCUCUAAUUAGCACUGGCGCCUUGCAGGACUAGGUGCUCUGUAUUUACACCCAAAGACACAGCCCCUGAUAGGAAACACUUUUCUGACUUUUUAUCUCCUCUUCAUCCCUGACUGUUAAACCUCCACCCACACCCUCCAAAUACUGUUUUUAGCUCUUGAGUGACCAACACUCUCUGUUAUGAGAAGCCCCACCAGGACUUGCCAGUAAGUGGUUUUCUAGCUGAUGGACCAAGUCCUGAUUUGUCUGCAGAAUGCCAAAAUUCCCUCUGCUGUGCUUAUUGGCCCAAAUGCAGGCAUAGUGUGGAGCCAGCCUGAGACCAAAUGGCAUGCCUUGAGAUUGUCAGGCAAAUACCUUCCCCAAGCUGUAAGUAACUUUUAAAAAUAAGAACAGUAAAUGCAGGGUGUUCUACUGCAGCAAUCUGCAAACAAUCUGUACUUGCUGGUUUGGGCAAUCUACAGGGAACAGGGUCCAGAACCUGAUUUGUAGUGAAGGCUGUAUAUUUCUCUUGCCCUUGAAAGUGUCACCCUGGAUUCAGACAGCAUAUCUGAACCCAGAGUCUGCCACAGUGCUUGGGGAUAGUGGGGUACUGUAGGUGAAUGUCUGGGAGCUCUAUGGAAAAAUGAUUGAAAAACACUUGAAACUAGCGUUGAUGUUUUUCCCCAGGACCAUAGAUACCAGUUUUGACAAGAGUGUUUCCUCUGAUCCAAAUUGGGAUUUCUGUUUGAAGAGUGGCCAACAUGCAUCUUCAAAACACAGUGGCUAAGGUGGAAGAGCUACCCAGCUUCAAGUCUGUCCUCUGCUCUGUUCAAGCCAGAGACUUAACCUUGGCUCAUCUGAAUUGAUGCCUUGACCCCUGGGCUUUGAAUUCACUUCUGUCUCCCUGGUUGGAUCUGGGUCACUUUAUAAAAGUGAGCAUUUUGCAGCCUAGUAAUUAAAGGAGAGAGAGGCACAGAAUCUGGCCUUUUUUAAGCAAAAAAGUGAACCUCACUGGGAGAAAAAAAUAAGUGUUACUUAUGUGGUCCCAUUUGCAGGGAAAAACUAUCCCCCAGUUGGCAGCUUCUGGUGUUUAUUUCACUGUAUGUUCUUAAGCGCUUUUCCUUUGUUAUUGCUGUCAUUAUUAUGAUCAUUUAUUUUGAGCCUCAGCACCAGGCCUCCAGUGCAGCUCAGGUGCCAGUUCUGCUGUGAGCCUUGCCUGUUGCAGCCAAAGACCUGAAGAGCCCAAAGCACUUCAGAUUAGCAGAGCCAACUGGUGGGCGAGCUGCUCCUGAAAAGGAAACUUGACUCAUUUAGCACAGCGCAGUAAUAUGGCUAUUGAACCUUGAAGGGAGACAAGAAGGGCUGGUUGGGGCUUGCUGGUUCUUUCCCAGCUCUGCUGCUGCUGUUGGGCAUGUCAAGGAGCCUUUUUGCCUCAGUUUACCCACUUUAUUAAGUGGGUACAGUAUUAGCUACCUCGCGGGGUGUUUUAAUUUGUUAACAGUAAGCCACCUUUGACGAAUACUUGGUGGUCUGUGUCAAGCUGUGCUGCAUAAAGGCAAAAUGCUGUUGCUUUGAGUGAAGCACUUCUCAGUAUGACCCGUCAUCAAUACUUUGUUACCUGAACAUGGCACUUCGCAGCAUCUGGCUUGCCUCACAAAAGCAGGAGUCCAAGGUGUUUUACAGUGGUGCUUAUGGGUAGGAGUCAAAAGGAGUAAGCUAGACACGCGUAAAAAUCAGCCGUGCUGCUGCUUGUUCAGGUGGACUCCCAGGUUGAAGAAAGGAUGUCUGGUGGGUUUUUUCUAGUAAGGAUUACACUAAAUUUGGAGCUAAAAGAGUUUCAGCAGCCAGCCUGACCAGGGAAUAAGGGCUUUCAGCAGCAAGUCCAAGUCCUGAAGAAAUGUAGGUGAAAACAGCCUGUUCAUUUCUCAGUGCGGCUGUUGACUUGCCCACCAAGAAGAGUUUCCUGAGCAGUCGUGAUGAUUUGGACUCUGACCUCUGCUGAGGUUUGGUGUGCAGCUUAAUGCAUGGUUACAGCCCUUCUGUGGGGGCUGUGCUGCCCACGUGAAUAAGGUGUCAGUUAGUGACUGCAGGUAUCUAUGAAACACCUUGUGUGACGAUGUUGUGAAAGAUAAUGCACUUAAUGGUUGAGUGGUCCCCUUCUUUGAACUGGGGGGAAACUUGCUUGGAGGAAGUAGAGCACUGUGAUCAAUGUUGAGGCUUUAGAAGUUAAACAAGGGCACCAGAAAAUAAAAGAGCAAUUAGGAAUGGCUUUAUGAAGUAGAGCUGGCAAUGAUGUCUCCGAGCAAGGCCUCAUAGUCUGUCUAGUGGGCUCCAGCAUAGAAUCACAGACCCAGAAGAAGUAUAACUUUCAAGCUAUGGAGCACAUGGUGGGACCUGUCCUCAGGCUAGUCCAUAAUGGCUAGAGCAAGUUGUAAAAGGAAACUGCAGAACUAGUGUGAAAUAACAACUUGUGUUUGAAUUACUGUGUAAUAGCAACUAAUGUUCCACCAGUGAAUGGUGUAGAUGCUUUGUAUUAUGUUUUAUAAAAUAAAGAUUAUUUAAUUAUA
This is a messenger RNA of Aquila chrysaetos chrysaetos, 6498 nucleotides long. Its product is annotated as TLC domain-containing protein 5-like. The coding region runs from base 2403 to 3140 and encodes 245 amino acids. The transcript is spliced from 4 exons. The record is from RefSeq and is a predicted model, not a curated record. Lineage: Eukaryota; Metazoa; Chordata; Aves; Accipitriformes; Accipitridae. Gene Ontology annotation, cellular component: membrane.